Molecule: messenger RNA, 4142 nt
Organism: Xiphias gladius (swordfish)
Lineage: Eukaryota; Metazoa; Chordata; Actinopteri; Istiophoriformes; Xiphiidae
Gene: emilin3b
Product: EMILIN-3
Exons: 6
Coding region: 308-2788 (826 amino acids)
Cellular component (GO): extracellular matrix
Molecular function (GO): protein binding
Source: RefSeq, a predicted model, not a curated record
CCUCCUCCAGCACACCUUUGUGUUGUUUUCCUUGCCCCUCUUCCUUUCCCCUCCCUCUUCAGCCCCACUAGUUUUCCCUCUGCUCUGCCCUAUUUGCUCAGAGUGUGGUUAGUGUACGAGCUGCAGGCGUACAGGGCAAGAUGCUGCUGAUGCUACAGCUGUUUGGGCUCCAUGUCUCCUUCAGGGGCCACUGAAGAAGACAAGACUGCACGUGUGCCGAGGAGCUUCAACACAACACCCUGAGGAACCUACAACUAUCACUUUUUUUUUCCCUGUUACCCUCAUCAGCUGCAUUUAUAAGAAAAAAAUGAUGAGGACCAAGUUGUGUCAACUGGUUGCACAGUUCUUUCUCUUAGGCUUGUUGCUCUCUAUGGUGGACAGCAAGGGAACUUUCUAUGGAGGCCAUGUCAACCCUUUCUAUGGAAACAGAUACAACCUGUUCAAGGCUGGACUCAACCACCACCAUUUACAGAACAAGCCCAUGACCCGUCACAAGAACCACUGUGCCUACGUGGUCCAGAAGAACAUCACAUGUACCAUGCAGGAUGGAGUGGCUACCUAUGUGAAGGCUGAGUACACCACCAAGUGCAUCUGGGGUCAGAAGUGUCCCGUUGUCAUGUACAGGACAUUCUACAAGCCAAAGUACAAGGUUGGUUUUAAGACAGUGACUGAGCUGGAGUGGAGAUGUUGUCCUGGCUACUCUGGAGAAAACUGUUAUGAUGGACCCACGUCAUUGCCUGACGUCAUUCCACCUUUCAAGGGUGCUGGUUUGCCCCAUCGCCCAGGAAUGAAGGGCUUCCCACAUGGCCCUAGGCCCACCGUGGACCAGAAGCCUGGAGGAGCCCAGCUAGAGCCAGGCAAACCUUUGCCUAGUGUGCCUGACAACAGACCAAUACCCACAGGACUAUUGCCUGCUGGGAACGGAAAACCAAACUAUGGAAACAAAUUUGGGAUUUCUGGACUGACUGGUGAACGUUUGGACCGUAUGGAGGAGGACCUGCGUCGCCUCACCCAGGGUCUAGACACUCUCAACGGGGUGGUGGCCGGCCUCGAGGAGCGAUUGCGUACAUCCCUCCGAGAAGAUACCAACAAAAUCCUGGUGUCUCUGCAGCCCAGUGGUCCCCAUGUGCCUGACUCUACAACUGGAUUUGGGGUGAUCCCAGAUGGGACUCCUGAUGGACUGGAAGGAGGAGAAAGCUUCACUGGAUUUGGAGACUUAGCAGGGAGAGUGACAGAAGUGAGGGAUGAGCUGCGAGCCAAGUCACACAUCUUAGAGGAGAUUCGGGGAAUGGUCCUGGGUCAUGAUGGCCAGCUGAAGAGGCUGCUGGAGGGAGCUAGAGGCAGGCCUAUCCCUAGCCCUGGCUCCACUACUCAUCUUGACGAGAUCCUGGACGCCAAGUUGGCUGGCGUGCGGGCUGAGAUCCUUGACGGCUUUGAACGGCGUCUGACAAGUCUGGAGAGCCACUGUGACAGGAAGAUUGGGGAGGUGCAGAGGCAGUGCCACAGGGACCACAUGGACGGCCAGGAGCAGAUGCAACAGUCUUUGGAUGGAAGGGAGACUGAGCUCAGGGAGGAAUUGGGCUCUUUGCAGUCUCAGAUCCAGGGCCUAACUCUUACUGAGAGCUGUUGUGGACAGGUAAACAGCCUGUCCCAGCGUGUACUGCUGCUGGAGGAGUCAGUGAAAGGUUUGACAGAAUCACAGAGACUGCUCCAGACUGCCCUCACUGACCAGAGCAUCCACGUGGAGACACUGAUUGAGACCCGUCUGGUGGACAUAGAAGGCCGCCUCAAUGCCACUGAGGGUGGACCUGAUGGAAUAGGAGGGCUCCCUGGUGGUCUGGAUGGCUUCAAGACAGUGUUGGAGGAUAAGUUGAAGAUGCUGGAGGAGAGAGUGUUUGUGGCUGUGGAGGAGCUGAGUAACGCCACGGCCCCUGCACUCUUGGAGGGCCAGGUGGUCCCAGCACUGGAGACAGAGAUUGAGUCUGUGAGGAGGAGAGUGGAGGGAGACAUGGACAGCAUUCAAAAACAGCUAGUAGACCUGGAGCUCCUCUGCACCUCCUCCUGCUCACCCCCCAGCCCACCAGCAGGGGGUGUCAGUGUCACUGAAUUGGAGGAGGAGUGUGAAGGGAUGGAGAAAAAGAUGACCGUCCGCCUGGACUCCCAUUCUAACCAGCUGAACCACAUAAACAACACCCUGCAGAACCUUCUCUUCAGGAUUGCCCAGGAGGACACAGAGGGCACCGUCCAGGGAGAGAUCACCCUGCUGAAGGUGAACAUCAACUCCGUGAACCGCACUCUGAAGGGCCUAAAGGAUUCUAUUAGCUUCAUUGCAAGUGAAGUGGGCCACGCUAACGCCACCUGGGAGCAGAGAGAGCACCAGCUAUUCAACCAGGUGCAAGGAAUCACCAAACUCGUGGGCCACCAAGCCUCACUCCUGGGGGCCGGGGAGAGGCGGCUGGCCCAGCUGAAGGGGGAACUAGUGGCUUUGAAGAGACGUCUGGCCGGGGAGCUGCAUGGCUGCAGGAGCACAGCGAUAGAAGUACAGAAAGAGGUGAAGGACUUUGAUAGCAGGGUGAGCCAGGUAGAGGGCCAGUGCAGCAGCCUGGGGGAGCUGGCAGAGCACCUGGAAAGGAUCAGGGCAGAGCUUGAAAGACACUCAGACUCGUACCUCGCCCAGGUGAAUGGCACCCUGGCCAUCCAUUCAGAACAGCUAGCUGAGCUGAAAGGAGAGUCAAAGACUGCGUGGCCAAGAAAGCAGCCAACUAAAAAGGAGACCAGUAGCAUCUGAGCUACAGAAAUUUUUAAAAAGAGACUUAAUGUGUCCUUUUCAUUAGGCUCAAGUGACUUCCUCUGCUUCUCUCCUCUUUUUUUCAAAUCCCAUCUGCACAGAUGCAAAUUAACUGAACGGUGAAAGUCAUUUCCCAUAAGCUCCCUGGCCCAGUGCCUCCAGAUGUCCUGGGUAUUUAGUUUAGUGAAGUGAGGAGAAGCAGACACAGAAUACAAAGACACACCUAUGGUUGCAUAGCUGGGCAAUAUGUUCCCCUGAGAUUUUAUUCUAUAGGGCAUUUGUUUUUUUGUUUGUUUGUUUUUUCUGUUUUCUUUGAUCAUGAUAAUUUUGUUUUCAUAUUUUACAUUUUAACUUAUAUGAAGUGACUGCAUUGUUAUGAUGAUAAACUGUUUGUAUUAGAGAAAUAAUAACAAAACAAAGCAAAUGAUAUGGGACUAAAACGCUGUUACGGGUUUCUACUGCACACUCAACAUCCUCCUGGUGGACACUUGUCUGGUCUUUUUAAAUAAUACUGUAUGUCAACUUGGUGCUAUCUACAUUUCUGUAAACUCCUGUGUUCCAAAUGUUUAAAAAUGGCAGUGCAUAUUUUCUUUGACAGUUUUUUUUGUUGCCUGCCAUAUUGCUCCAAGUUGCACAGAAGUUCCAUAAUUCACCAUUGGGGGGUAGUGACAACACAUUACAUGGCAUGGUAGAUGGAAGAGUAAUAAAAUCUAAAACACUCGAGGGCUGUCCUAUGAAUGGUAGUGCUUUUUAGACACAAUUUUGACUAAGUAGGUCUUUUUUCAAAAUUAAUGUGGGUUGUUGGUUAUUUUCUGACAGGCAAUUCAUCAGUUCAAUUCAAUUCAACUUUAUUUAUCCCUGUAAGGAACUGUAUGCAGCAGCUAGCCUGUGAAGUUAAUGUGGAGUCUAUUACAGAGCUAUUUGGAGUUUAUAUUGUAGAAUGAUCAGCAAUCCCACAUUUCUUUGUGUUUUUAUAAAUGGACAAAAUUAACUCCAUACUUCAUUCCCAUUUAUUCUGUGCCAACAAAUACACACAAGAAAUAGCAGAGGAAAAACGCACUGCUUUAAAUCUACCAAAUCUAUCAAAAAUUGUGACCAUAUCAAUGUACUAUGGCACCAUGUUUGGUAAUAGCUAUCAGAAUAAAGUAUGUGAUGUCUUCGGAGGCAAGCUGAAAUUCCUUAUUAGUACACAGAAUCUGAAUGGUCACAGAAUUUGCUGUAACACCACAAUGACUAUUAUUUCUACAGCUAGAUAAAGCAUAUCGACAUCUUGAAGACAGAAAUAAAAAUUAACUUGCCAAGAUGUGGUCAGAUGAGCCCAAUAUGAUCCUCAAUGUCCUUAUGAUGUGUAGGU